This is a messenger RNA of Cyprinus carpio (common carp), 1243 nucleotides long. RefSeq lists its product as uncharacterized. The record is from RefSeq and is a predicted model, not a curated record. Bases 188 to 1228 code for a protein of 346 amino acids. The transcript has 9 exons. Lineage: Eukaryota; Metazoa; Chordata; Actinopteri; Cypriniformes; Cyprinidae. Gene Ontology annotation, molecular function: protein binding.
CUGUAGUAUCGAUAGGCCUAGUUUUAUUUGAGUAUCGAUACUGUCGAUACUCGACGUCAGUAUCGAUACGCCCAUCCCCCAUCCCUGCUCCACACGACACGAGGAGAGAAAGCAUUAUCAGCACUUGAACUCAAAGGCCUUUUCGGUGUCAGCAGGCAAGACUGGUUUUAAUUAAAAAGGAUUUCCAAUGGCCACACGAAGAAGGAAACCACCAACACAGGAUGCCAUAGAACAUGCUGUGAAGGCCCUUGACAAGACAACAGAGUUAGAAGUGCAAUACAUUAACUCUUUUAAAGGUCGAGGGGUGUUUGCCAAGACACCUUUCAGAAAAGGAGACUUUGUGGUGGAGUACAGAGGAGAAUUAAUCAAUUCUAAAGAAUCUCAGAGGAGGAGGAGGACAUAUCACAAUAGAUGUGCUGUUUUCAUGUUUGACUUCUACUGGCAAGAAAAAACAUGGUGUGUUGAUGCAGCUAGAGAAGAUGGCAGCCUCGGGCGACUGGUUAAUGAUGACCACAAGCAUCCGAACUGCAAAAUGAAGAGGGUCAUAACAGAGGGCAAACCACACCUCUGCCUAUUUGCUUUGAAGGACAUUAAUGAAGGAGAAGAAAUAACAUAUGACUAUGGUGGAACUGAUUGGCCUUGGAGGAAACAGGAGGACAAACAAUCGGAUGCCACUGAGUCAUUUGAGACUGACAUCUUCAGAACAACCGAGCAGACUCCUCAGAGGUCAUCCAGCUUCAAGACACAGGAGGACAAACAAUCGGAUGCCACUGAGUCUUUUGAGACUGACAUCUUCAGAACAACCGAGCAGACUCCUCAGAGGUCAUCCAGCUUCAAGACACAGGAGGACAAACAAUCGGAUGCCACUGAGUCUUUUGAGACUGACAUCUUCAGAACAACCGAGCAGACUCCUCAGAGGUCAUCCAGCUUCAAGACACAGUGCCCACACGAUCCAGAACCCUUACCUUCAAUAAACAAAGUUGGAAUGAAUCCUUCCCUGGUGGACUACACAGAUUCUGAUGAAUCUCAGAGUCCAAGCACAAAUCAUGACCAGUUUAAUUCAAGCUGCCAGACAUGGUGUCCGACUUCAGAGUUCGAAAUAAGCCUCACCCACCAGGACGGAGAUUAUAUUCCAAGGCUGAGGAGGACCAAAAGCAUACAGGUAAGCAACUCAAAAUGUAGAGGAUGGAUGUACAUACUUAGCAUCUUGUACGUAACAGAAAAGUAAUGUUUAAUCAGUGUG